Molecule: messenger RNA, 2021 nt
Organism: Elaeis guineensis (African oil palm)
Lineage: Eukaryota; Viridiplantae; Streptophyta; Magnoliopsida; Arecales; Arecaceae
Source: RefSeq, a predicted model, not a curated record
CUCUCUCUCUCUCUCGUCGGCUUCUUAAUCCGAUCUCUUCGUCGAUUCUUGAUCUCGUCGCCGCGAUCUUGGCCAGAUCCGGUGGAGGCGUCGGCGCGGAUGAAUCUGACCGGGGGAGGAGAAGAUCUCGGUGUGUUGAUGCGGUGAAAACGAAUGCGGGAUUCUGUAAUAGAGUUUUAAGUCGGUCUCCGUCGGAUUAGAUCUGGUUUCGGGUUUGUAGGCGUUGGAGUUUUGGCCGGGAGUGCUGAAUUGAGGUUCUGGGAUCAAGUUCUUGGGGGGGGGGGCAGUGAUAGCUCUUGAUCUGCAAUAUUGUCUUUUAGUUGGCAAACGUUUACUGCUGAGAUGAAAAACGGGAUGAUAGAAUGCAGCGUCUGCCAUUCCAAAUUGCAUUCCCCAAGCCCCAGAACUGUGUCAAGGGCAUAUGAUAGGCAUAGAAGCAAAGUGUCAUCAAGGGCUCGUGCUCUCAACAUCUUUCUGGUUGUAGGUGACUGCAUCUUUGUUGGCCUCCAGCCUAUUUUAGUUUAUAUGUCCAAGGUGGAUGGGAAGUUCAUGUUCAGCCCUAUCAGUGUUAACUUUUUGACAGAGGCUGCAAAGGUUCUUUUUGCCAUUGUCAUGCUAUUUUUCCAGGCUAGACAUCAGAAGGUUGGAGAGAAACCCCUUCUUUCAGUUUCCACAUUCAUACAGGCAGCUCGCAACAACGUCCUCCUUGCUGUUCCUGCUCUUCUGUAUGCUGUCAACAACUAUCUAAAGUUUAUCAUGCAGUUAUACUUCAAUCCAGCAACUGUGAAAAUGUUGAGCAACUUGAAGGUUUUGGUAAUAGCUGUUCUCUUAAAGAUCAUAAUGAGGAGGCGCUUUUCCAUCAUUCAGUGGGAGGCUCUUGCACUUUUGCUAAUUGGAAUCAGUGUUAAUCAGCUUCGGUCACUGCCUGAGGGUACUACUGCGCUUGGCCUUCCAGUUGCAACGGUUGCAUACAUAUAUACAGUAGUUUUUGUAACUGUUCCAUCAAUGGCAUCAGUUUUCAAUGAGUAUGCUUUGAAAAGCCAAUUUGAGACAAGUAUCUAUCUUCAGAACUUGUUCCUAUAUGGUUAUGGAGCAAUAUUCAACUUUCUUGCCAUCAUUGGAACUGUCAUUUUCAAAGGGCCCGGUAGUUUUGACAUCUUUCAAGGCCACUCAAAGGCCACAAUGUUUCUCAUAUGUAACAAUGCAGCACAGGGCAUACUUUCUUCAUUCUUUUUCAAAUAUGCAGACACAAUUUUGAAGAAAUAUUCAUCUACUGUCGCCACUAUUUUCACUGGGAUAGCAUCAGCUGCAUUGUUUGGUCAUACUUUAACAAUGAAUUUUAUUUUGGGAAUUUCAAUAGUGUUUAUAUCAAUGCACCAGUUCUUUUCUCCACUUGCUAAAGUCAAAGAUGAGGCUCCAAAUGGAACAUUGGAAAUGAUGGAUGCUCAAAAUCUUAGGCCAAAGGACGUUUCUUUUAUAAAUAUGACUGCUGGUGCUGCUGAAGAUGCCAGUCACCGCGUUGGACCUGAUGAGAGAGAACCACUUCUGCCCAAAUAGUGGCACCAUUUGAGGCAUGCCCUCUAAUCUCUGAAUUUUUCUGGCAUUUUUUUGAAAGAGAUCCAUUUAACAAAGAGAUCCAUUUACUGGGGCAUGCUGCAGAGAUGAGCCAGUUCUUAAAUCUAAAAAAGCAUAUAUAUCUUUCGUAGCCUGUCCUGCAGGCAAUGUUAUUUUUCAUUAUGUAGGUUUCCUCAAAGCAAGAUAAAGAGGAGAGCAAUAGCCAUUGCCCAGAAAGGUUGCAGGGCGAAACCAAGAUUGUAUUCAGGCUUUAGAGAGUUUACAAAUGUCAGCUGGUGGUGUAUUCUUUUUGUAGUGGCAUUCCCUACUGAUCAGAUGACACACAUACAGUGUUCCAUUUCCCCUCUAUUUUAUUCUGCUUUCCAAUCCAAGUAUGUAAAAACUGGAGAUACAUUUCCUUGAUUCUUUCAUGUGAUUAAGAGGAAUUUCUGGAUUCUUCGAGUCAA